Molecule: messenger RNA, 2526 nt
Organism: Cercospora beticola
Lineage: Eukaryota; Fungi; Ascomycota; Dothideomycetes; Mycosphaerellales; Mycosphaerellaceae
Gene: GSK1
Product: GSK family serine/threonine-protein kinase
Biological process (GO): signal transduction; protein phosphorylation
Cellular component (GO): cytoplasm
Molecular function (GO): protein serine/threonine kinase activity; ATP binding; protein serine/threonine/tyrosine kinase activity
Source: RefSeq, a predicted model, not a curated record
AACCCGUGCACCGCCGUCGCCGUGAUUGCAUUGUGCUGGCGUCCGUCUUGCUCUCGCCGUGAAUAAUUCACCUGUCACGCCCCUCGUCAGCAGCGCCUGCCCUGCACGCCCGCCGCCGAGUCGUGUGCCAUUCCCCAACGACGCCAUCAAAACCUGGUGUGAGGGGUCACCAUCGUCACUGCCUCUUUGAGAACCACGACUGCUGCAAGCACCCAUCCGCCCAGCACCACUACCACUUCACGCCGCGCACCCUCGACACACUCAACUCGCGCCGCCAGCUCCAUCCACGCCGUUGCUACCGCCGCUGCAGCUGCCAUCCGCGCAAGCCAGCCAUUCACGCAGACUUUUGUCCGCAAAAGCACUGGACCCGCCGCAACAGCCCAGUUGGUGGCACCUGACCAACCUCUGCCGCACCACCUCCACCUCCACCUCCGCGCUGCCUCGCGCCGCCUCGCAACGCGACCACAUCACCGCCCGAAGCGCACGAAGCACCUCACGAACCGCAACCACGGAACGCAUUCGCACCCUCCCACCGCGCUCCGCCCACCCGUUGCUCAACCGCAGUCCGCCCUACUCGCGAUAGCAACACGCAGCUGCUGAGCGCGUGAGCCCUUCCUCAGCUUCAAAUGUCGAACAAUCGGCCUCAAUUCCAAGGCCUCAGAAUGGGAGGUUCCGAAGUCAUUCGCGAAAAGGUGCAGGAUGGCCUGACCGGCGAAACCAAGGAGAUGCAGUACACACAGUGCAAGAUUGUGGGCAAUGGCAGCUUUGGCGUCGUGUUCCAGACCAAAUUGUCUCCUUCGGGCGAAGAUGCGGCCAUCAAGCGCGUGCUUCAGGACAAGCGAUUCAAGAACCGAGAAUUGCAAAUCAUGCGAAUCGUCCGCCACCCCAAUAUUGUCGAACUCAAGGCAUUCUACUACUCCAACGGAGACAGGAAAGAUGAGGUCUAUCUCAACCUGGUCCUCGAGUUUGUUCCGGAGACGGUCUACAGAGCUUCACGCCACUUCAACAAGCUGAAGAGCACGAUGCCUAUCCUCGAGGUCAAGCUGUACAUCUACCAGCUUUUCCGCUCCCUCGCCUACAUCCACUCCCAAGGCAUCUGUCACCGAGAUAUAAAGCCGCAGAACUUACUCCUCGAUCCUGCCUCGGGCAUCCUCAAGCUGUGCGAUUUCGGUAGCGCAAAGAUCUUGGUGGAAAAUGAGCCCAAUGUCUCGUACAUCUGCUCGCGUUACUACCGUGCGCCGGAACUCAUUUUCGGUGCCACGAACUACACCACCAAGAUUGAUGUCUGGUCCACGGGCUGUGUCAUGGCAGAGCUGAUGCUCGGGCAACCUUUGUUCCCAGGAGAGUCUGGUAUCGAUCAAUUAGUGGAGAUCAUCAAAGUGCUUGGCACGCCCACUCGUGAUCAGAUUCGGACUAUGAAUCCGAACUACAUGGAGCACAAGUUCCCACAAAUCAAGCCGCAUCCAUUCAGCAAGGUGUUUAGGAAGGCCGAUCCGAAUGCAAUCGACUUGAUCUCGCGUCUGUUGGAGUACACACCCACGCAGCGUCUGUCGGCAAUUGACGCCAUGGUGCAUCCAUUCUUCGACGAGCUCAGAGAUCCGAACACGCGACUUCCAGACUCGCGCCACGCAGGCGGACCCAGCAAGGAUCUGCCAAAUCUCUUCGACUUCUCCCAUCAUGAGUUGUCGAUCGCACCACAUUUGAACGCUCAGCUCGUCCCAGCGCACAUGAAGCCGGUACUGGCUGGCAAGGGGCUAGACAUCGACAAUUUGACACCACUGACCAAGGAUCAAAUGAUGGCGCGUCUGGACUGAGAGGGCUAUACCCUUUCUUACCUCUCACUCCGAACGAAAGCUUGAGCUUUUAGUCAUGAAGUUACGCAGCGACGCAUGGUCAUAAUAACGGUCACACAGGGACGGCGUUCAUCGAGCCUGGAGUUCACGACCCACCCCAUGCUGAACCGUUCUGGCCUGGAUACUCUUUGGGAAAAACGAUACACCUCAUCAAAACUUCAUGGAUCUGAUAUGGACGCGCGCUGGUCCAGCAACGAACCCUAGCGAGAGUGCCUCGAUCGAUGCUGCUUUCCACUUCUUCACACAAGGUAGAUGAUGUUUUCUGCGAUGGGCUGUAAAAGAGGCGAAGACGGAGCAUUGAGGGAGGGAACACGACUUCCACCGAUCACCUACGGCGCAUGGGCGGGAAAAGGGGAGACGAACGCGAGUUCUGCCCUUUUUCUCCUCACACAAAAAUUGUUCUCUUUUUGGCUGAAAAAGGGCGAAAUGUUUUCAUGGCCAACACCCAUCACGACGAGACAAAAAGGUUUUGCGGGACGAAAGCAUUAGGGAAUGAACCACAUUUGGAGGCUUUUGAUAAGCUCUCUGAAGUACGGUAGCUAGCGGCGAUACCACUGGGGCAUUUUUGCAGCCGUGUGUGCGAUAUGCAGUGACUUGAAUUCAGGUCAUGGUAUAGUCUUCUUUUCUCUCUUUCCAUUUUCACUUGAUUCGUGGGAUGCGAGUGCCACAGGCG